Messenger RNA from Schistocerca cancellata (South American locust), 1254 nucleotides. RefSeq names its product cytochrome P450 3A19-like. The record is from RefSeq and is a predicted model, not a curated record. The transcript is spliced from 4 exons. Bases 42 to 905 code for a protein of 287 amino acids. Lineage: Eukaryota; Metazoa; Arthropoda; Insecta; Orthoptera; Acrididae. Gene Ontology annotation, molecular function: heme binding; oxidoreductase activity, acting on paired donors, with incorporation or reduction of molecular oxygen; iron ion binding.
UGCAUCCGACUCGAAGAAAAAAUUUCGUGGAGUUCCUGUCGAUGUGGCGCCCAGAAAUCGCCUGGAUUUUCUUCUUCGGCUUCUUCACGCGCGACACAUACGACUUCUUCAAGGGAGUCGCCCUAGGAAUUCUGCAGUACAGGCAGGAGAACCACCUCUGCCGAGAUGACGUGAUGCACGAGUUCUUGCAAGCGAGACUGAACGGCCUCACGUCUGAAGAGAACACGCCCACAAAGUUCUCAGACGAUUCCCUGGUGGCGUACGUGUUCGCCACGUUUGGUUUCGGACUCGGAAUCGUCGCACGUGUGCUGAGCUUCUGCCUGUACGAGCUGUCGCUGCACACUGAAGUGCAGACCCGAGCCAGACAACAGGUGGAUGCCGUCCUCAAAGCGCACGGCGGGCAGCUGAGCUACGAGGCGGUCCAGGAGAUGACCUACCUCGACAUGGUCCUCAGCGAGACGCUGCGGCUGUACCCGGUGGUGGGCGGUGCGUUCGUGGAGGAGUGCACGCAGACACACCGCCUCAGCGGCCCUGGAGGCUCCAGCAUCGUGGUGGAGGCGGGCACCCGCGUCGUGGCGCCGCUCUUCUCGCUCCUGAGGGACCCUCGACACUUCCCGGAGCCGCUGCAGUUCAUCCCGGAGCGCUGGAGCCCGGAGAACAGCGCGGGGCGACACCCGGGCGUCUACAUCCCGUACGGGGAAGGCCAGCGGCGUUGUGUUGCUGAAGAUUUCUCGAAGACUACCAUGAAGUUUGGGCUAGCGUCGCUGCUCGAGCAAUUCGAACUGAGCCCGUGUUCCCGCACACCGAAUCGGCCCGCCGAGCUGCACCCACAGGUUAACCUGUUGACGCCCAGAGAAACACUUUGGGUGCGUGUCUCACAGCGCGCCUGGCUCUCCUGCGACUGACCUGCCAGGCUCCAAGAAGAAGUUUGGGUUGCUGUCACUGCUCAGGGAGUUCGAACUGAGUGGCGCUCACCAUACACCAGACUCUGCUGCCUAAGCUGCACCCACUCUCUCAGUAGCCGACGCUCACAGAGACACGUUGUGGUCUGUGUCUCACAGUGUUCAUGUCUGUUCUGUGACUAACCUUCGAAGCAUCUACUUUGAUUCGGUUGAGACGACCACAGAGGUUUUGCACGUAAUGCUGUGAGGUUAUACGCAUGUCUGCUCCAUAAAACACUAUUAGCAGCAUAUCGUAUGAUCCAGUUCUCCCCUAAGUGUAUGAGGGCGCUUAGUGUAAAUGCCUAACUUAAUA